CUGAUUACCGCCGACGACCUGCUGGCGCUGCCCGACGACGGCAAGCGGUACGAGUUGGUGCGGGGGGAAUUGAAGGUAAUGGCGCCAGCUGGUGACCGUCAUGGUGAAGUUGCAGACCGCAUUGGGCGGAGGGUCGGCAAUUUCGUGGAGCUGCACCGCCUGGGUCGUACCGUCAGCGCCGAAACCGGGGUUUGGAUAGAGCACAACCCGGACACGGUGCGGGCUCCCGAUUACGCGUUUACGUCCCACGCAAGGCUGUUUGGCUUGCCGGCGAGCCGCGGCUAUGCCGAAACAGUCCCCGACCUGAUAGUCGAGGUCGUUUCACCCAACGAUACCCAGCCGGAAAUCGACUCGAAAACCCGCAUGUGGCUCGAGUCCGGGGUCCGUCUGGCCCUGGUGGUGUAUCCGGAUGCAGGGCUGGUCGUCGCCCACCAUGCCGAUGGCACGGCGCAACAGUUCGGCACGGGCGACACGCUGACUGCCGAGCCGGUGCUGCCCGGCUUCGAAUGCCCGGUGGCCGAUAUCUUCACUUACUGA
Molecule: messenger RNA, 537 nt
Organism: Geodia barretti
Lineage: Eukaryota; Metazoa; Porifera; Demospongiae; Tetractinellida; Geodiidae
Source: the annotation of a GenBank genome assembly